CCGGACAUCCAUCAACCCUAGCUAAUCAGACUCACGCCCAUCUCCUUCCCCUCAUCACCCGGCCUUUCCUCUCCGUCGUUUUUUUUUGAAGAAUGCCUUGCGGUGUAAGGGCGCUUGUGCCACCGGUAAAGCUACUCAAAUAUGAUUUUUCGAAGGUCUGCCCCUGCAACGAAUGUUCCGAGAAGACAAAGGCGAUUGUGGAAUUCGACAACUAUCUACACUCUAAAUUUGCCCAAAUCCAGGCACCUUAUACACAACUGUUUUUUGAUAUCGAACGCUUUACGCCUCUUUUAUCUGCCUUUUGGGAGACAACACAGACAUGGACUUGUCUUCAACAUAGCCUUAAAAGUCUACACGAGAAGUCCGGGGUUCCGCUCAGAAGAAGUAAAUCUGAAGAACAUAUAAGAGAUGUAUUCAAUCAAACUGGUACUUUCCUAGUAAAUGAAGGGGAACUGGAUAAAUUUGUGCUUCAAGAUGAAUGUGAGGGUCAUGAUGAUAAACCCACUCAUCUUGAUGAUAAAAUAUUUGCUAUGUAUUCGUGGUUCGAAUUCACCAAAUUUAAGGAUGUUGUGCAUAACAUCCUCAAGAAGAUGAAAGAGCUUGAAAAUCAAGAAGAUCAAGAUGGGAAGUCUGCUGAAGAAGGAAAAAUGUCUCUGAACCUUUCAAACUCUAAGAGGCACUUGGAAGACCAAAUGAAGCUUUUCAAAGGAUUGCCAUUUGAAGAUAUGUGCGUAGAGAUUAAAAGGCUUGUGAGGAGAGGAGGUGAAAAAUAUCGAAACUUGGUUGAAGACGCUAUGGAAGUAAUCUGGGAGACCUAUCGUGCUCGGGUUGCUAUUAGAAGGAGCUUUCACGAACAAUCUGAAAUGAUCUCUCGCCACCCGUGCAAUAUGGAUAGAGAGAAACACCUGCCGAAUGAAUUGGGAGAUUUUCUUGAUUCUUUACUCAAUCAGGCUAAAACAUUUAGAGAAGUGUGGGACAGUAUCGAGGGAAGACUCUUUGGUCCAUCUGAAGAACCAGACCCUAAGAGACAAAAGUCAUAGCACUCAGAGCAAACGUGCUCUAAUGUAAAAUACUGAUCUAGGAAGACUGGUCUAAGAAGACAAUGAUCGGUUUGAACGGUGGUGUGGCAUGAUGAGUUAACGUGAAAGACUUUGACUGGUUAUAUAUAUAUUUAUAUAAUUAUUUGAGUUUUUAAAUUUGAGCAAGUCUCUUUUGUUUGUUUAUAUUAGUAAAUCCGUGAUGCAUGUGGAUGUUAUUUAGCUAUCAUGGAGUCAUAUUUUUAUGAGUUACUUUACAGCUUAAACCAUUGUUAUAGUGUGGUUGUCUAUACAUAUGCUUUUGUGCCCUAAACGUAUUAAUUGAACAUUGUAGACAGAAGCUCCAAAUAGGGAUGGCCUGUUUUGGGUCAGGCCCGGGGUGCGGGCGGGCUUAGUUUUUCUGGGGUGAAGCCUGCACCGGCCUGGGAAAUGGGAAUCAACCGUUAGUGGG
Cuscuta epithymum is the source of this 1488-nucleotide messenger RNA. Lineage: Eukaryota; Viridiplantae; Streptophyta; Magnoliopsida; Solanales; Convolvulaceae. The record is from the annotation of a GenBank genome assembly.